AUGCUUUCCCCCUUGGUGGAGCCCUUCUUCCGGGCGAUCGAGGCCCUCGGGCCCGUCCUCCUCUCCGAGCCGAGCCCGUCCAACGUCCGGCGCUUCCGCAUGACCGUCCACUGCCUGUACCUGCUCACGCUGAAGGGCCUGGCCCCGGGGCUGCACAUCGACCGGAUGCUGGACCUCGGCGCGCUCAUGCCCCAGCCGGGCUUCUUCAUCACCGACAUCCUCUUCCAGUACCUGGUCACCCUCCGGAUGCUGGUCCCGCUAAUCCACAGCCUGCCCGAGGUCGAGCCCCUCCUGCAGAUCGUCUUCAACAUGACGCUCCUCCUGAAGGCCGACAUCCCGCGCGGGUCCGGCAUCCUGGGCCAGGUGUUCUUGCUCCUCCACGCGGCCAUCCCUCAGAUGGCCGACGCCCUCGAUCGG
Molecule: messenger RNA, 417 nt
Organism: Fonticula alba
Lineage: Eukaryota; Rotosphaerida; Fonticulaceae
Exons: 3
Source: RefSeq, a predicted model, not a curated record